AUGUUUCCAACGGCAUGGCGGGGKCUUUUAGUCGCCCUGUUCGUGGUGUUGAAGACUGCCCAAGCUGCUACGACUACUGAUGUGGAUACUUGUGCCUGUGGUUUCUACGACGAGACUGCAGACUUGUAUUUCACAGAUUCGACAAUCGUCUACUUCAACGAGUCCGGUUCAAUCCCUUCCGACUUCGUCGUUGAAGAGUUUGAACAUCGCUAUGACCGUGGUUGGAAUAACAUGUACCGCAUGGGUGCGGCGGUGGACAAUGUCCAAAUCACAAAAGAUGCCACAGCUAAAAAUCUCACCAGCUUGGAGCUCUCUUGUCAUCCGCCCGAUCAAGAGCAUUUAGUUGUUGGUUCAAGUGUACGCACUGCUCGCCAAGACAUUUUCUUUGGUUCUUUCCGCUCGACUCUUCGACCUGCACGCAAUUACAGUCUAGGUUCAGUGAUCUCUAUGAAUCUAGUUCAUAACCAAACCGAAAGCUGGCAGCUGGAUGUCAUGAACGCCGACAAUAGCAGUCAAGCAUGGGUCGAUAUGUUGAUGCAAGGACAGUUCGCCAACACUUGGCUUGGCACCAAUUUUACCAAUCUGACUGGUGAAGGUCUCAAGCCAUGGUAUUAUAUGGAGUACCGUGUUGAUUGGACUCGCGACUCACUCAAUUACUACAUUGGCGAUGUUUUAAGAAUUAGUUACAAUACUUCUGUCAAUUCCAGUAUCCCAUCGACACCGGCACCAUUGAAGUUCCAGCAUUGGUCUACGGGAAACAAGUACACUUCCCAGGGUCCGCCCACUUUUACGAAUUUGGCAAACGUUGGAUAUACGAGGCUGUUCUUCAACUCGUCUACUUGGAACGAUACAACCCGCGCUGCUUAUGACCAGAGAUGCUCUAUCCAGAAAGCAUGUGACAUGAACGAUGUAUCUUUGCGAGGCUCCUCAAAUUUUGAUCCUCAGAGCUUGGAUCCAUGGAAGCAGCAUCAGCCUCCGUAUAAAAUCAGAUGGGUACCACUCAUCAUUGACAUUAUUUUCGCAGCCGUUUUUGUUGUUCUUACUGGAAAAACACUCUGGCGACGAUUUACUUGGCAUAAAUUGAUGGUUUUCCUGGGCGUCCAUGAACGAGAUUCUCCCAAACCCAGGUCUUUUGAUACACCGCCAUGCUCAACGCCAUCCCUGGACCGCGAUUCGCAUAGCAAUCGUGACUCUGCCGAUGCCGGAAGUAGUUCGCCAACAUCUCACAACAAUGCUCAGCGUGAUCUCUCUCGGAAUGAGUCCUUCACCACUCUGCCUCCAUACAAAGGCGCUCAGACGCCUCUUCCUCAAUAUCAAAGUCCUGCUGUCUCUCGUCGACCUUCAUUGACCAAUAUGGCCGGAAACUCAUUUGCUUUUCCUACUAGCCUGAAUGGUACUGUUCAAGGCGAAUCGUCUCGAGUUACGUCUCGCGCUGCUUCUCGGACCCCUUCCCUACACGCUGUGCCCAUAGUAGACUAUGUAUCCACACCGAGUCAAGAGGUAUACUCGAGCGGCGUUAUGCAGGUCGAAAGUAGUUCCGAGAAAAAUAAAGAAGCCGUCAAGCCCGAUGAACUUCCCCCCGCGAAAGAUGGACAGACAAAGCCUGGAGAAGCCAGCAAAGAUGGCAAAGCCGCGGCUAGCGCUGCUGCUUCGGCAAAGCCACCCCGUGUCGACUACCUGGCUGGGUUUAUCUCUAUUAGUGCCCUCCUCGUUACAGUUAAUCACUUUGGUCUGACCUACUUCGGCGCUGUUAUCAUGCCGGGAAACUCUCCUCAUUACCACAGUGAAGUGAUUGCCAGAAAGACCUUUGCCACGUACUUCCUUGACCCUCUGUGGAUUGGACCUUUCUUGAUGAUUUCCACUCGUUUCUUGACAUCGAACUACAUCCGUACCGGAAAGCUCGACAACAUGGCCCAAAAGAUUGUUGCGCGCCCUUUCCGUCUAUUGACGCCCGUUGCUUCAAUUGCGUUUUUGGAGUAUUUCCUCAUGGAUGCUGGUGCACUGAACUGGCUUGAAUACCUGCCAUCGGUGACUUGGUCUGACUGGCCUUUUACUGCUAUCCCAUUGAAUCCAGGAACAUUCAUCUCAGAGAUCCUUCAGCUUGCCUUCUUGAUCCCCAAUGCGGCGCCGAUGAUUACAAGCAACUACUGUACCGGUGUGCUCUGGACUAUUCCUGUGCAGUUGCAGGGUGCAUGGCAGACUCUACUUGGUUUAAUCAUGAUCCGACAAAUCAAGACACCCUGGAAGAGAUUUUGCUUUUACCUGUUCUGCACAGUCAUGCACUGGUACGCUCUUUCGUGGGGAAGCUAUUACUACGUCGGCAUUCUGCUCGCGGAUCUUGACCUCACCUACAAAUACAAGCAGAAAUGGCUCUGGCCCCGUCCCUGGAUAUACUGGCCUGUUCUUAUUUUACUGAUCUGCACAGCCAUUGGUGGUUUCAGUAUCGACUUGGUUACACAACACACUGGGGUCAAUUACGCGCAGGUUGAAUACGGAUGGCACCCAGAUACAAGAACGGGGAGAACUUUGGCCCAAGCUGAAUCGGACUCGUAUCCGGACUACUUUAUCCCUCGUCUGAAUGCGUUGUUGACCACCAUUACCAUGCAGGGCGUCGUUGAAAUUUCGCCAACAUUGCAAAAGGUCCUUUCCAUCAAGAUGCUGCAGUGGCUAUUCCCUCACAUUUUCAGUAUUUAUCUGAUUCACGGUUUCGUUAUGUGGUCUGUCGGAUCCUGGGCUAUGAUUUCCAUGUUCUCGCAGGGAUAUCCCUACUGGCUAUGUACAUUGAUUACUGCAAUUGUGUGUUACGGUACCCUCUUUGCGGUGCUACCACUUCUUACGCCUCCGAUUGAAGCACUCGGUAAAGGCUUCACGCAGAGACUCUGGCAAUUCGCUAGCAUGGCGCCGGUUGAGCGGAAGCCGACUACCUAUCCAUUUGGAGAAGAAUUCUUGACCACGCGUGAUCAGCUUAAGGAUUCUUCUAAGCCCGGAAGUCUGAAUGGUGUUUCUCCUUCGUCUGCUUCUUCGUCUUCAGGGCGCGUUACUGUUGUGAAUGAGAAGGAUGUGAGCGGUAAGGGGAAGGAGGCUGAAUUGACCGUGAGGGAGCUAAAGAAUGGGCGAAUUACGAAUCAUAACAAUGAGUUUUGA
This is a messenger RNA of Talaromyces amestolkiae, 3144 nucleotides long. RefSeq lists its product as uncharacterized. Gene Ontology annotation, molecular function: hydrolase activity, hydrolyzing O-glycosyl compounds. The transcript has a single exon. Lineage: Eukaryota; Fungi; Ascomycota; Eurotiomycetes; Eurotiales; Trichocomaceae. Bases 1 to 3144 code for a protein of 1047 amino acids. Gene Ontology annotation, biological process: carbohydrate metabolic process. The record is from RefSeq and is a predicted model, not a curated record.